AUGAUCGGAUUGAACAUAUAUGCCCUGUACAGCUAUGCUGGUGAUGCUCAGAUAUGCUUCUUGUUAGCUUGCAUGACAGUUCAGUUAGAUUUUGUGAAGGAAAGAUUGGGCGACCUUAACGGUAACAUUUCGUCUUUGGAUCGAAGAGAACUUUUCAUGAAGCAUGUACGACACAUUGAAAUUUUGAAAAAUUUCUUGAGAGAAACCGAAGAAACAAGCUCCAUUCCUAUGUUCGCCCUGAUUUGUGUCGUUGGACUUACCAUGUGCGCCGCAGCGUUCCGUAUAACAAAGAUUGGCCCAAAUAGUGAAAUGACGCUUUUCAUUAUGAUGAUUGUAUACGUCCUUCUAAUGAUGUUGAAAAUUUACCUACCUUGUUACUACGGUACCGAGAUAGCUCACAAAAGCCAGCAGCUUACGGCCGUUUUGUAUUCAUUGGAUUGGAUCAGCUACGAUAAAGCCCUUCGCAAGGAUCUCACUCUGAUGAUGACUUUCACCAGCAGCCCCAUGGUUCUCAAAGCGGAAGGUUUAUUCAUCUAUGAUUUGAGCAUGUUCACAUCGGCGAUGAACUUUGCUUACUCUUUCUACGCGUCACUGAAAGGUGUAUUUUGA
Molecule: messenger RNA, 609 nt
Organism: Uranotaenia lowii
Lineage: Eukaryota; Metazoa; Arthropoda; Insecta; Diptera; Culicidae
Product: odorant receptor 94a-like
Exons: 3
Coding region: 1-609 (202 amino acids)
Biological process (GO): sensory perception of smell; detection of chemical stimulus involved in sensory perception of smell
Cellular component (GO): plasma membrane
Molecular function (GO): olfactory receptor activity; odorant binding
Source: RefSeq, a predicted model, not a curated record